Molecule: messenger RNA, 3100 nt
Organism: Oncorhynchus mykiss (rainbow trout)
Lineage: Eukaryota; Metazoa; Chordata; Actinopteri; Salmoniformes; Salmonidae
Source: RefSeq, a predicted model, not a curated record
AGACCUUCUGUCUGAGGACCAACUAGGAAGGGGGCCAUUUAUUUGUAUUUAUUUUUUGUGUGGUGGGGUAGAUCAGCUUUAAUAUUGCAGAAACAUUGUACGUUCUAUGAAUUUAAUUGUUUGCGUAAUUUCAAAUCAUCCUUUUAAUUUUUUUUAUUACAUUUUUUAAAUGUAUACGUUCCCCCCUACCAUCCCUACCCUAAUUGGACUAAACUAACGAACAACAAUACUUCUACUGCUACUUAAAGCUAUUUCGCUCACAUCUACGGUACCUGUACUUAAAUAAUUAUGCAUUCCUCAUUUCCUCUUUAAGCACAGCGGCCAAUCCACCAUCCAUUCUACCCUUAACUCCAACCCUCCGAUGUCCGCAGACAGAAUCCACCAUCCAUUCUACCCUUAACUCCAACCCUCCGGUGUCCGCAGACAGAAUCCACCAUCCAUUCUACCCUUAACUCCAACCCUCCGAUGUCCGCAGACAGAAUCCACCAUCCAUUCUACCCUUAACUCCAACCCUCCGAUGUCCGCAGACAGAAUCCACCAUACAUUCUACCCUUAACUCCAACCCUCCGAUGUCCGCAGACAGAAUCCACCAUCCAUUCUACCCUUAACUCCAACCCUCCGGUGUCCGCAGACAGAAUCCACCAUCCAUUCUACCCUUAACUCCAACCCUCCGAUGUCCGCAGACAGAAUCCCCCAUCCAUUCUACCCUUAACUCCAACCCUCCGAUGUCCGCAGACAGAAUCCACCAUCCAUUCUACCCUUAACUCCAACCCUCCGGUGUCCGCAGACAGAAUCCACCAUCCAUUCUACCCUUAACUCCAACCCUCCGAUGUCCGCAGACAGAAUCCACCAUCCAUUCUACCCUUUAACUCCAACCCUCCGAUGUCCGCAGACAGAAUCCACCAUCCAUUCUACCCUUAACUCCAACCCUCCGAUGUCCGCAGACAGAAUCCACCAUCCAUUCUACCCUUAACUCCAACCCUCCGAUGUCCGCAGACAGAAUCCACCAUCCAUUCUACCCUUAACUCCAACCCUCCGAUGUCCGCAGACAGAAUCCACCAUCCAUUCUACCCUUUAACUCCAACCCUCCGAUGUCCGCAGACAGAAUCCACCAUCCAUUCUACCCUUAACUCCAACCCUCCGAUGUCCGCAGACAGAAUCCACCAUCCAUUCUACCCUUUAACUCCAACCCUCUGAUGUCAGCAGACAGAAUCCACCAUCCAUUCUACCCAGACGAAAAGAGACCCAAACCUCCUCCCCUAGCCGGCCUACCCUCCUGCUCCUGCUCCAGUAUCCGCCGCACCUCCUCCCUGGAUCUUCUCCUGACUGGACCCUAUCUGACCGGUCACUGGCCUCGGGAAAGCAGCCAUGCCCCAUGUCAACCGUGCAUGAGGGACAAAGCCACUCAGACCCCCAGUGCCUGGGCAGAGGAGUUUGUGGAGAAGAGGAGGGCUUCUCACCAACGUUCAGCCUCCUGGGGAAGCACUGACCAACUUAAAGAGAUUGCCAAGCUGAGGCAGCAGCUCCAGCGCAGUAAGCACAGCAGCCGUCACCAUAGAGACAAGGAACGCAAAUCACCAUUCAAUGGGAACCAUGCUGCUCUCUACCAGGCUCCAAUCCCAAAGACUGUCCUGAUUCCCAUCAAGUCCUAUGUGUCUCGGUUCCGGAACAGUGUGGAAGGGCUGAACCAAGAAAUAGAGAGGAUCAUCAUCUGUGACGCAGGAGAGAGGGACGACCCCCACCAUGUCCCAGACGGACGCCGUGCCCCCCCUCCGCUGUCCCAACGCCCCUCCUCUCCUUCAAUCAUAUCACAGUGCUACAGUAGCUCUGCUUUCCGCAGCAUCAACACCCAGACACCCCAGGGUGGGAGAGGGGCCUGUGGAGGUGGCGCGGUCAGUAACAGCAGCCGCUCCGAGUCCGUCUCCCCCUCUUUCCUGACUGUCCCCACCGACACAGAGAUGACGGGGGAGAGAGGGGGAGACGGAGUGGGAGAGAGCCCCUUGCCUAAUAGUGAUGAGCUGCUAACGGACUGCAGAGAAAAAGACCUCGGGCCCAGCUCUCCGCUCCCUAAAUACGCCUCCUCUCCUAAACCCAACAACAGCUACAUGUUCAAACGAGAGCCUCCUGAGGGCUGCGAGAGAGUCAAGGUCUUCACUGAGGAAACACAGUCCAAGCCUCCCCAGCAGGUCCCUCAGUUCCUCACAGGUCCAGACAGGAACAAGGUCAACUUCAUCCCCAACAGUGGCUCUGCCUUCUGCCUCGUCAGCAUCCUCAAGCCCCUCCUACCCACGACCAUACAGGAACGAAACCUCGAGCCCGUCCUCCCCACGACCACCCAGGAGCUCAGCCUGAAGAGCCCCGUGGCCGGGCCAAACCUUACCUUGUCCCCCCUCAGCACACCUCUUACUGGGGCUUCCCUCAGCCUUUCUCCCCUGACCCUGGACCAACAGACCAGCUAGAGUCCCUAUCAACAGACCAGCUAGAGUCCCUACCAACAAACCAGCUAGAGUCCACCAUAACUACAGGCCCCAAACCAGCCCCACAAUAACCAGCAGACAACCACAACAACAAAUGAACACCAGACCCCUUCAGAUCAGAACCACCAGAAUCCCGGUGCACAAACUCCCAGCGGAUCCUUUUCUAAUCAUAUGGCAGAAUAACAUGUCUUUUGAAAUGCUCCUCCUGGACCUCUGCAGCUUUGUAGUUGAUAUAGAGUUAGAUAUGUUUACUACUACCACCCUAUAACCUCUGACCCUGUAACCUCUGAGUGUUGACAGGACAGCGGACGCAUGGCCCUGCCACUCCUCUCCCUUCUCACUCCUCGUAGGGAGCAGACAAAAUGGACACCCCACAGCCAGUGGUUUGAAGUGAACUGAUCUCAACAACCGAGAUUCUCAUUGAUCUCAGAGAUGAAUCUAAACCUAAAGAUUGUUUCCGUACCCCAUUCAUGUUUACCUGUGACAGUGGUAGUAUCCAUCUGCAUCUUUCCUGGAAAGAAAAUAAGUAGUCUGUAUUUUGUCAUAUUUUUUUGCAGUGGAGCUUUUUAUCAGAAAUGUAUUUUUAUGUAAUGCGUGUAAUAAACAAACAAUGAUUUUUCCCA